Lotus japonicus is the source of this 1425-nucleotide messenger RNA. RefSeq names its product exopolygalacturonase-like. Lineage: Eukaryota; Viridiplantae; Streptophyta; Magnoliopsida; Fabales; Fabaceae. The transcript has 4 exons. The record is from RefSeq and is a predicted model, not a curated record. The coding region runs from base 1 to 1182 and encodes 393 amino acids. Gene Ontology annotation, molecular function: polygalacturonase activity. Gene Ontology annotation, biological process: carbohydrate metabolic process.
AUGGGUGUGAAAUAUUUGCUUGCGUUGUGCUCACUAGUUUGGAUUGCAGAGGCACAAGUAGUCAAGGUUUUCAAUGUGGAAAAAUAUGGUGCAGUUGCAGAUGCCAAGACUGAUAACUCUGUGGCAUUUCUGAAAGCAUGGAAUGAGGCAUGCAAAUGGAAUGGCAAUGCAAUGGUUUUGAUCCCAAAAGGAACCUACAUGCUCAACGAAGUCAUGUUUGAAGGUCCAUGCAAUGGUUGGACAAAUUUUAAAAUAAGAGGAGUUUUGAAGGCUUCAACUGAUCUAUCUUCAUACAAAACUGAGAACUGGAUAAAUUUUAGAUAUGUCAACAAUUUGAUUGUAAAUGGAGGUGGCGCAUUGGAUGGUCAAGGAUCUUCAGCUUGGACUCAGAAUAACUGCCGCAAUAAUCCAAAUUGUCACGCUCUUCCUACGACAAUGAAAUUUGACUUCAUCACCAAUAGCAAAGUCCAUCGCCUGCAUUCUAUUAACAGCAAACAAAACCAUUUUAUGCUGUUUGCAUGUGAGAAUAUGACACUCACAAGACUCACUUUAUCAGCUCCUGCUGAUAGCCCCAACACAGAUGGCAUCAAAAUAGGAGAAUCAAAUGGGGUGAACAUCACAAGUGUGAACAUCGGCACCGGUGAUGACUGCAUUGCUCUUAUCUCCGGCGCGAAGAAGGUUCGGAUUAUGGAUGUGUUUUGUGGCCCUGGUCAUGGAAUCAGUGUGGGAAGCCUUGGUAAGAAUGACGGGGAAAAAGAUGUAGAAGACAUUGUUGUGAAGAAUUGCACCUUCAGUGGUACUGAUAAUGGUCUUAGAAUCAAAACAUGGGCUUCUUCUUUGAGCAAAACUUUGAAGGCCUCUAAUUUUGUCUAUGAAGAUAUUGUCAUGGAUAAUGUGGAGAAUCCCAUUAUCAUUGAUCAAGAAUAUUGUCCAUAUCCUCCUUGCAAAACCCAGGUUGUUUCAAAUGUACAGAUCAGCAAUGUGAAGUAUACAAAUAUUAGAGGAAGCAGCAUGACUGAAAUUGCAGCCAAUUUUAAGUGUAGUAGGAAUAAGCCAUGCCAAAACAUAACAACGGAGAGCAUUCGUUUGACGAGAUCUGGUGGCAAAGGAGGAAUAAGCAAUUCAUGUAAUAAUGUCAAUGGUGCUUCUUAUGGCCAACAGAUUCCCCCUUCCUGCUUGUAGUGACCAAUUUCAUCUUAGAAUUGAAAUUCUCUCCUUUCCUUGUUUGUAUUUUUUGCAAUCUUCUUAUUAACUAUUUCCAUGUGCAAAAGGAAUGUGUUGCUUUAUUGUCCUUGAAACAAGGAUAUGUUUCAUACGAAUCAGAAGUAUUAGAGAUUUAACAAAUACUAAAAAUAUCCUCCUUCCUUCUAUUCAUGCUUGCAAUCUGCUCAUUAAUUGUUGCUGUAUGUGAACAUUGAACAAAAU